CUGACCUUCACCUUAGCUUUACGGCGGCUUGCUUUGCUGGAUCCCCACCCUAAUAACCCAAGCAAAAGAACAACCACCUGUCACUUACAGUUCCGCUGUCCAAACGUUGAAUCAUCAUCUCGGUUGACAAUAAGCAGUGGUCUGAGAUUACAUUUCAUCUUUCAUCGAACACCAUGGUGGAGUACAUCGAACCCGGCCAACUGGCGUCCACAUUGCGCCAUCCGGAGCAUAAAGACCGGAUCUUGGUGAUAGAUGUGCGAGACGAGGACUUUGCGGGGGGCCACAUCCGCGGAGCAGUCAACGUGCCCUCGGACCUCUGGUGCGAUGAUCCGCACCUGGACUCGCUCAUCGAGCAGCACCUGCCCGGCAAAGACAUGGUUGUUGUCCACUGCAUGUUUAGCCAACAACGAGGCCCUAGGUGCGCCUUGCGCCUGCACAACCGGUUGAGCGCGCGUGAAGACCCUUCCAAGCCGUCGGUGUACGUCUUACGUGGCGGAUUCACUGGAUUUGCGCGUCAUUACAGGAACGAGAGCGACUUGGUCGAGGGCUACGAAGGGGCAUGCUGACUUGCUGAGUUGCUGAGGCCGUGUCCCGAAGGGCCGACAGCGAUACACCGCUGUGAUUGAAGCAGAUAUAGGUGCAAAAUGCAGGACUUAAAAGGGGUUAGCCCAGAGCUGCUAUGUUAUCAUGUCAGGCCUGAACCGUGGACCCGAACCGAAACCGAACAUACUGCUUGCAGUGUGUUGCAUAUCCUCCGUAUUCCAUAUAUCUAUGUGGUUACCUUGCGCUUCAUAUUUUCGAUGGAAUAGUGCAAGGGCUGCUGCGAGCUCCGACCAUGUAUAGUGUACGACGUCCCUGUUCUCUUAUUUGCCUUUUAGCUUCUUGUGACUCAGUUUGACAUGGCUGAUAGUUAGGGGAUUGGUUCCCGCCUUGUAAAUAGCACAACGGCUCUGUCGCAACAAACCUUGCUUUACUUCGAAGGUUGCCUCUAUCCAAGAUAUAAACAGCAGUAUCGCUAUUAUAUUGGACUGGUUUGGCCAUAUAAUCGAUGAAGCUAGGCUGAGCCUAAUGGAUGAUUAUAGUCGUAGAAGACGCAAAUAGAAAUGGUCGGGAGCGGGACGCUCAACAACUCGCGCGGAGGGACCUUGAAACAUCAGGAAUGCCCUCCGAAGGCGACUUUGAAAUAUAAGAAGUAUAAUGGAGACGUUGAUCCUACGCAGCUUGCGAAGAAACUACCAAGUCAGCAAAUUGCAGAGGUCUCGCAGCCUGUGCGCAACGUGGAGGGUUGGCGGCCGCGUCCGCGGAUUAUCGAGCACCUGAAUAUUGCAGACUUCAGCCACCAUGUCGACUGCAAGGUGCCCGUGGACGAACCCAUCUUCCAGCCGUUCCCCCCGGAGGUGACCUUCCACAAUUACGAAGCGUAUCAGACCUACGAGGCCACGCUUUACCUCCGCAACAACGACAAUGUGUCCCGCCGGGUCAAAGUGCUGCCGAUGGAGUCUCCGUACUUCUCCGUACGGAAAGCCACAGCAGCGGGCAAGGAGGACAGCAAGGUGGCGACGGGCAUGGAGGUGGCGUUCACCGUCACCUUCCGACCCGAAUCCCGCGACGAUUACUCCUGUGACCUGAUCGUCUGCACCGAACGUGAAAAGUUCGUUGUGCCGGUGAUUGCCGUGGGUGCCUCCGCAGCCCUGGACUUCCCAGACCUUGUGGACUUUGGCUCUGUGCCAGCAAAGGUGGACACGCGCCAAACCGUGUUCGUACGCAACGUGGGCAGCAAGGCAGCGCACUUUAGCCUCACCGCGCCCCCGCCCUUCAACGUGAGCCCCACUGCGGGGCACCUGGCGCCGGGCGAGACGCUGCAGUGCGCAGUGGGCUUCGAGCCGCCCUCCACGGGGCGCUAUGAGGGCGAGCUGGAGAUCCAGUACGACAGCGGGAGAUGCGUGUAUGCGCAGCUGGUGGGCAGCGGGCACGAGCUGGAGGUGGGGCUGUCGCAGGGCGUGGUCACCAUGCUGUCCACCUUUGUCACAAAAUCCAGCCAAAAGACGUUUAAGAUCGUGAACAACAGCGACGUCAGCGUCAAGUAUGCGGUGAAGCAGCGGCCCACGGCGGAGCAGGACAUGACGAUGACAGCACAGCGGCUGGGCACACUCACGGCGUCGGCAGGCAUCAGCGGGGGCGGGGGCUAUCACUCUCCUACCGGCGGCAGCGGCGGCGGCGCCGCCGCUGACGCCGAUGGUGAUGCCACGUCAGAGGACGAGGACGCCAUCCUCUCCAGCGCCGCGGCGCAGCUCUCCCGGCGGCUGCAUAAGGCCCAGCAGGAGGCGCUGCUUGACGCCUACCUCUUCAACGACCGCAACUUCACGGUCAACCCCGCGGAGGGCACCAUCUGGCCUCACAGCGAGGUGGAGUUGAUGGUGUCCUUCAGCCCCGACCAUGCGCGGGAGUACGAGGUGCUGGCUUACGUGGACGUGGCGGGCCGCGCGGAGCGCCUGCCGGUGGUCUUCAAGGGCCGCGGCUUGGGCCCUGCAGCAGUGUUUUCCUACGAUGUGUUGGAUGUGGGUGACACCUGGGUCAACACGCUGCACCAGUAUGAGGUGGAGCUGCAGAACCGCGGCAAGAUUGACGUGGAGUUUCGGUUGGUGCCGCCGGGGACAGCGUUUGGGAGUCGCUUCACGUUCGAACCCUCGCAUGGGCGGCUGUCGGGCGGGCAGAUCCAGAUCAUCAAGGUGAAGCUGCUGUCGGACCUGCUGGGCGCAUUCGAUGAGGCGUUCUUGUGGCAGAUCAAGGGCAGCAGCGAGCCGCUGAGCCUGCAGUUCAAGGGCCGCGUGUGCGCGCCGUCGUUCGAGGUGGACGUGGAGGGGCUGGACUUUGGGGUGUGCUCCUACGGGUUCAGGUACACCAAGGAGUUCAUGCUGACCAACACCAGCGAGAUCCCGCUACGCUUCUCCUGGCGGGUGCCCACGGACACUGAGGAACCGCGGGAGUUCCAGAUCCUGCCCGCCAAGGGCACCAUCCUGCCGCAUGGGCGCGUCAAAAUCAAUGUGGAGUUUGUCAGCAGGACGGUUCAGCGCUACCGAACGGAGCUCGUCAUGGACAUCCCUAGCGUGGCGGAGCGGCAGCUGGUGUUGCCGCUGGUGGGCGAGUGUGCCGUGCCUAAGCUCAGCCUCUACUCGCGGACCAUGGAGUUCGGGGAGUGCAGUCUGCGCUUCCCGUACAAGCGGGAGAUGCGCAUCAUCAACGAGUCCAAGCUGCCUGCGAAGUUUGAGGUGCUGCCCCAGGAGCAUAACUCCCUGGGCCUGGCCUCCUUCAUAGUGGAGCCCUCCUCAGGCGGCAUCCCGGCGCGUGGCGAGCAGGUGAUCGAGCUGACGCUCACGACGUACACGCUGGGCCGGAUCCAGAUCCCGGUGCGCGUCAAGGCGCUUGGAUCCAAGGCGCCGCCGCUGGAGCUGAUCCUGAAUGCCAAGUGCAUUGGGCCGCAGCUUGACUUUGGCGAUGACCUGGAGGGCAGGACCAGCACACCCAGCAUCGCCUUCGACCGGGUGCCCGUCCUCAAGGAGCACUCCCUGCCGCUCACCAUCAACAACAUCAGCGUCAUUCCCGCGGAUUUCAAGCUCUUCAUAGAGUCCAAGGACAGCGUGUUCAGCGUGGAGCCGCGUCAGGCCCACCUAGACCCGGGUGAUAGCUGUACGGCACACGUGAUGGUCAAAAUGGACGACAACAUGGACUUCGCGGACACGCUGCAUGUGCUGAUCCAGGAGGGCGCGGACAUGUCCAUCCCGCUAACGGCAAGCGGUACCGGCAGCGCCAUCGUGGCGGAGGAGCUGGCCAGUGGGCAGCUGGACUUUGGCUACCAGUUUGUGGGCCGCCCCUUCACGCGCGACGUGACGGUCUACAACAUGGGGCGGAAGACGGUGCUGCUGGCUUGGAGCUCCAACAGGUUUGAGGAGCUGAAGAAGGAGUACGCCAAGGCGCACAGGGGCUCAGGCAAGAAGUUUGACCUGGCCCUGAUGCCGCCCGAGCAGCACCCCGUGUUCAACAUCACUCCCGACAAGGUGCAGCUGGGCGCCAAGGAAGCCGCCACCUUCACCAUCACCGGCAACGCGCUGGCGCCUGGAGAGAUCAAGGAGCAGCUGGUGUGCAGCGGCGUGUUUGGCAACAACAACAAGGCCAUCAAACGCGUAUUCGAGCCCAUCAUGCGUGCUGACGUGGCCACACCGCUGCUGCACUUCUCCGACCGGCUGUUGCACUUCCGGCACGUCUACCGCAAGGGGGUGUCUGUGGAGUCUCAGACGCGGCCGCUGACCAUUAAAAACAUAUCGCCGCUGCCGCUGUCGUUCAGCCUGAAGCCCUCGCCGCCGUUUUCGGUGGACCGAGCCACAUGGACGCUUGACUUGGAGGAGAGUGGAACGGUCAACGUCACCUUUGAUCCCAACUUUAAGGACGACUUGCAGAGCCUCCAGACGCGCACCAAGCUGCAGGUGGUGUACAGCGACAACCCGCAGCGCGACUCGGUGGACGUGUACGGCGACAUCGACUUCCCCAACCUGGUCUUCGACGCCCACAGCAUCGACUUUGGCUCCGUGCUGCUAGACACCACUCGUCGCAUCCCGGUUCGCGUCGUCAACACCUCCAACGUGGAUGUCGUAUACACCUGGGCCUGGGACAAGGCGUCCGUGCAGGAGGACGUGAACUCCAUCGCCUCCAUGUCGAUGCGACAAGGCCGGCCCAAGCCGCCGCCCACGCAGCUCUUUGACGUGAUGCCCAUCCGCGGCGUGUUGCGGCCGGGCGAGGCGGAGAGCAUGACGUUUUCGUUCUUUGCGUAUCCGGGUGUGCGCGCAUCGUGUUCUGCGGUGUGCCAGGUGGAGGGCGGUCCGUCGUACACGGUGCACCUAACGGGCGAGUCGAACAACAUCAAGUAUAGCGUUGAACCCCAGCUCAUGGACUUUGGCGUACAGCUGUACGACCGUACGGUGGAGCGCGAGCUGACGCUGAGCAACCUGGGCAAGGUACCCUUCACCUUCAGCUUCAACUCCAGCCGGCUGUCCCGUCCGGGUAUUGUGGAGGCGGCGCCCGCAUCUGGCACCAUUGCACCCCUUACCAAGGAAGUCAUCAAGCUCAAGGUGUGCCCGGGCAUCCCUGAGAAGCUCUCCGAGACGUUGCUGGUGGAGGUGGCGCACUUUGAGCCGGUGCCUGUGCAGGUCACCGUGGAAGGCACCUACGCGGGUGUUUCUCUCAACCUGCCGCGCAGGCGGGACGAGGCCUUCCUCGCUUGCCUCGACAACGCGCGCAGCAACAUCGCAGCCGCGACCCUACACAACGCGCCGGUCGACGACAGCGACAAGCCGCCUGAGGGCCUGCUCUCAAUGCUUGGCUUUGGCGCGGGUUCCAUGCAACGCUCAACCACACGCAACACCCGUGCUGCCGCCCCGGCUGCCGCCGCGGACGCCGCCGCCGCCGCCGGCGGCCCCGACGGGCCCAUCAUACCAGCGGGGUCACCGGUCUUCGCACCACGAGGGCAAAAGAGCAUGGGCGGCGCCCGCAGCACGGGCGGCGCAGGGGAUGUUCGCGCCCUGUCGACGCUCACAACCGGCCUUGCGGGCGUCCAGAUGUCCAAUGAGAAAAAGGCGGAGGUGGAGGCGGAUCGGCUGAGGCUCAUCCAGCUGCUGCUGGACCGCGAUGCGGAGCGCCGACGCCACUCGGAGCGUGCCGCUGCACUGACGGCAGCGCUGGAGGUAGGCGCCGCCGCUGCAGGACAGCCAGGCCCCGCUGUGACGCUGGCGCGUCAGAUCAGCAGCCAAGUCAGCCCGGUGCCGUCGCAUGCUGGCUCGCGCCGUUCACUGGCGGCUCCGUUGACUCGCGACCCCUCCAGCAUGACCGUCACUUCCGUCAGCACGCUGGCGCGGCUUGACGAGGACGGCAAGCGGGUGCCCCGUGCGCCGCCGCAGCCGCCGCUGCCCUCGCUUGCGGCCGCACACUACGUGCUGGACUUUGGCUAUGUGAUUAAGGGCACCUCGAAGACGCGGAAGUUCAAAAUCACAAACACCAGCAACCAGCAGGUAUCCUUCCGCUUCGACAAGGGCCUGCUGGAGCAGCACGGCUACAAGGUGGACCCCGAGGUGGUGUCGCGACUGCCAGGCGCACCCGAGUUCGCGUCCGUGGAGGUGUCGGUUACGCUGCAGGCCAACAAGUCCAACGUGGCCGCGGGCCCUAUGGAGCUGACCUACCCCGUGGCCAUCAAGGGCUCGCCGCCGGUGCUGCUCACGCUGCGUGCACAUGUGCAGGUGCCGGAUGUGAAGCUGAGCUCGGAGGUCCUGGACUUUGGCUUCUGCCAGACGGGUCAGUGCAAGGUGUUCACGGUGCAGCUGCACAACCACAAGCAGGUGCCCUGCGAGUUCACCAUCAAGCGCCCCGCGGAGCUCAUCAAGGCGAAGGACUGGCAGUUCUUUGGGUGCGAGCCGUCGGAGGGCACCUUGGAGCCGGAUCAGAGGCUGAAAGUCAAGGUGAUAUUCACUCCCGUCCUCAACCGAGAGCUGCCGUACAACCAGGUGAUCCCGCUCAAGAUCAACCUGAACCCCAAGGUUAAGGAGCUCCAAGCCACCGGCCGCGGCCUCACGCCACGCGUGGCCUUCAACCCCACGUUUGUGGAUUGCGGUCCCAUCCUGCCGUACUUUGUCGGGCAGCAGCCCAACGAGGCCAAGGUUGUCAUGUCCAAUCCCUGCACCUUUCCCAUUGAGGUGGUGUCUUUGGACUUUGACACGCGGUACCUGGCGGAUGAUGAGGCACUGCGGGCCAUGGAGGGGUACAACGAGAACGGCAUCCUCUUCCUGCCACCGCUACAUCCCGGAGACCCGCUUUGGCCGGAGGUGUCGGAGGCGGCGGAGCAGAAGAAGCGCAUGGAGGCUGCCGCGGCGGAGGCCCAGGCAGCCGAGGACGGUGCUGCAGGCGUGCCAGUAGGCGCUGCUCCUGCUGCCGCAGAGGAGGGUGUGGGCAGCCUGGAAGCUGUGGCCGGCGGCGCUGCCGCGGCCAGCGACAAGGCCACAAGCCAGGGCGGACCGCAGAAGACGAUUGUCCUCGUCACCGGGCCGCACUUGGUUGGUACCAGCACGCAGGCUCGCAAGCUGGGCGAGCGUUACGAUGUGCCGGUGUCAUCUCUGGAUGACCUGCUGCUGGCUGCAGCUGACCUGGACACCCCGCCGCCGGCUGAGGCUGCAGCCGAUGCGGCGGCAGCGACGGAUCCGGAGCCGGCUCCCGAGGCUGAAAGCGCGGACGGCGACAACGAGGCCGCUUCAGCAGCGCCCACUGAGGCGCCUGUUGGAGAACCGGCGGCGCCUACUGGCCCGCCGCCUUUCGACGCGGAGAUCUCUGAUCUCCUAUUCGACAAGGUACUCAGCGACCCAGAUCGCGAGGCUGAGCCAGACUACGUACCGCCGCAUACCAAGCUCCCAGCAGAUGAGCUGUACGGGCUCGUCCUACGCGGUCUACGGCACCUGCUGGCCCAGAAGCCUGCGGCAUACAACAAGGGCCUGGUACUCGACGGCGUCGUCUCACGUUACCUGCCCCCGCAGCUGGUUGCAAAGGUGCUGCUGGAGGCGUUGGGCAUGGAGCAGAUCAUGCCACCACCGCCGCCGCCGCCGCCGGAGCCUGUAGAGCCGCCCAAGUCCAGGAGGAGCAAGAAGUUGGAUGAGCCGCCACCGACUCCCCCGCCGCCGCCGCCGAAGCCGCUGGGAUGGCGGGGCCCGCACACGGUGCAUGUGGUUCAGCUGGAGCCGGAGGCCUCCCUGUUGGCUGCGCGCUUGCGUACUGCCAAUGACGUCAAGGCGGUACAGCAGGUUGGCUUUGCGGCUGAGGAGUCAACCGCCGCUGCCGCAGCCCCUGCGCCCGCGGCUGCGCCAGGCGUCGAGGCUCAGGCACAACCACCCAGCCAGGAAGCACCGCUGGCGCCUGGCGCCGCUGCAACCGCCACUGAUGAGGCCGCGGCCGCUGCUGCGGCCGCCGCCGCCGCCGCCGCAGCUGACGAGCUGCAGCAGCAGUACCUUGAUGAGGCUGAGCGCACCCUGGCGGCUUACCAGGCUGCCACAGGGGAGCCCCUGGCCGAUGAGAUGGCACCGCCGGGAGCCGACAACGCUGUCAUUCUGCGCAAGGUUUCUGCAGCAGGCAACGAGGACAAGGUUCACAAAGCGGUGUGUGGCCUGAGCUUCCGCAUGGGCGUGCUGGAGACGGCGCUGCCCGUCGCUCCAUGCGAUCUGGAGCUCGUGCCGUCUCGCUACAGCAUGCACAUCGUGCCGCGGCCGCGGCCACGUGCAGCUCGUACUCCCGUACAACGCUUCCGGAUCUUCACUUUCAUCGACCUGCUCAAAGACGGCGCGCCGCCACCGCCGCCACCACCACCCCCGCCGCCGCCGCCACCCACAACCCCGCCCAAGGGCGCCAAGCAUAAGAAAGGGGAGGAGCCGACGCCGCCGCCAACGCCGCCGCCACCCACGCGGCAGCUCAUUCCAGACACGCGAUGGGUCAUUCCGGCAGGGGGCUCGGUAGAGCUGCUGGUGCAGUUCUCCUCAACCGAGGUGGGCAAGUUUACGGAGACGCUUGCGUUCGACGUGCUGGGUGGCGAGCGGCUGAACACUCUGGUGCUGACCGGCACUUGCGACUAUCCGCACAUCAGCACCGACUACCGCAACGUGUUUUACAAGAAGGUCAAGGCACGGCCGCAGACGCCGCUGAUUCGCGCGCAGUACGUCAUCAGCAAGGGCGUGUUCGAGUUUGGGCCGCUGCUGCACAGCAAGGACGCGACGGGCUACCUGGAGGGAGCGCAUCCGGAUAACACGGCGCGCAUCCGCAUCACCAAUAACGGCCUGUUUGACAACCAUGUGGAGUUCAGUCUCAAGUCGCAUGAGCAGCAGCAGGCGGAGGAGGAGCUGGCUUCACCAACCGGGCAACGCGCAGCCGCCAGCAGCGGUCGAGGCGGCAAAAAACCGGAGGAGAAGCCCAAGAAGCCAGAUCCCAAGAAGGACAAGGACGGCAAGAAGGACGCCAAAGGCGGCAAGGCCGCUGCUGCUGCCGAGCCGCCUCCGCCCGUCCUCACGCUUGACAAGGUGUUCACGGUGCACCCACCAUCGCUCGACCUCAAGGUGGAUGAGACGCAGGAGCUGUGCGUGUACGCCUUCCCCAAGGCGGAUGGGCUGGUGGAGGAUGUGAUCAUCUGCAGGAUCAAGGACAACCCCACACCGGUGGAGUUCCCCAUCUCGGUCAUCGGCGCCAAGCCGCAGGUGCAGGUCCGCCUCAACGACGGCACGCCGCCGCCCGACCCCAACGCUCCUGGCGCCAACACGGCGCCGCACCCGCACAACCUCUCCACGCAGGGCAUUGUGUUCGAGCGGCUGCUGGUGAACAAGAAGGACGUCAAGACCUUCACCGUCACCAACCCCGGGCUGCUGCCCAUCAAGUGGCGCCUCGCCAACCUGGCCUCGCUGCCCAAGGAGUUCACCGUGUACCCCCAGUCUGGUGAGCUGGCUGCUCGCUCCGACGUGGUUGUAACGGUGGAGUUCAGCGCCAUCGAGAAGCGCAUGUGCGAGGCUCGGCUGGUGCUGGAGGUGCUCGAUGUGCAGGAGCUUCAGGGCGUGGCGCACAGCAUCCCGCUGCCCAUCAAGGGAGAGGCGUACAAGAUUGAGAUCGACAUCAACUUCCCGCAGAUCAACUUCCCUGGCGUGGAUUACGGCACGCUGCGUGUGGUGGAUGACGUGGCGAAGCCCAUCGUCAUCAAGAACACGGGCAAGUACGCCAUCGCCUACAACUUCUCCAUGAAGCCGGGCUCCGUGCUGCAAGGGCUGCUCACCAUCACGCCGCCGGCUGGGAACAUUGAGCCCGGCAAGGAUGCCCGGAUUGAGAUGGCGUGGAACAAGGACAAGUCGCUCAGGAACGAGGUCACGCUGCUGGGUAACAGCGACGUCACGCUUUCCAUCAUCGAGCCGCUCACCACCAACCGCGAGGACACCAUCCCCAUCCAAAUCUCCGGUCGCGCUGUGUUCUCAAAGUACGCCGUCACGCCCGCGCGCGGCAUCCACUUUGGCCCCGUCACUUACAACACCGCCUCCAAGCCCAAGGUCGUGGAAAUCACCAACCUCGGCCAGUUCGAGUUCAAGUUUAAACUCUUCAGCCAUGCGCAUGGCCUGCCCACGGCGCCGCCCGCACCGCCGCCACCACCGCCUACCGGCAAAAACGCGGCGUCGCAGAAGAACAAGGCGCCGCCGCCGACACCGGCGCUGUCGAUUGGGCCCUUCGCGUUUGAUCCGCCGGAGGGCGCAAUUCCGCCUGGCGGCCGUCGGGAGGUGGCCGUGGUCUUCAACGCCGCGGGCGCGGCAACCUACACGGAAGUCUUGGGCAUCGACAUCAGCGAGCGUGACUUCAACGACCAGCCCAGCGGGAUCCCGAUUGAGGUUGCGGGCGAGUCGUGCAUCCCCGGCAUUGAUGCCGAGAACACCGGCGCCAUCUUUGAGGAACACGUCAUCUCUGCCUCCCUGGACCCCUUCAACCCCGUCAACAACGAGUUCUCCACACGUGAGCGCGUGUUCAACUUUGGCGCAGUGCUGGCACAGCUGGGCGGCGGCGACGCCGCCGACAAGCCACCGCCGUCUCCACCGCCGCCAGCGGAAAAGCCGCCCACUCCCCGUGGCCGCGCGGCCUCCAAGGCCCCUGCCAAGGCGCAAGACUUGGAGCCGCCACCUGCCGUCGCCACCGCGCCGCAUGCCGUCCGCGCCAACCUCAAGUUCAUCAACCCGGUCAAGGUGCCCUGUGUGGUUAACUUUACCAUCAAGCCGCGUGGCAACCUGCCGCCGGGCGUGCACCUGCCCAUGGAGGUGUCGCCCGCGCAGCUGGUCAUUCCGCCGCUCGAGUACCGAUACACGGCGCUGUACUUUGCGCCGCGCGCCAUCCAGACCUACGUGGCUACCUUUGAGGCGGCCGUCGAGAACGGCGGUGACCCCAAGACCAAGUCCUUCACGUGUGAGGUCCGCGGCGAGGGUACGCUGCCGUCGCUGGCGAUCACAGAGCCCACGCAGGUGGACAACCAGGGCCGACCGGUGCUGCGCUUCUCGCGGCUGCUUCGUGGCCGGAGCGCUACGGGCCGCAUCACGCUGAAGAACAACGGCAUCCUGCCCGCCAAGGCGCGCAUUGAGAUGGCGCCGCAUGCUGCGUACCGGCUGGAGGGCGCGGAUGCGGCGAUGAGCGGCGGAGAGUCGUUUACGGUGGAGAGCAAGCGUAGCGUGUCGUACACGGUGGUGUUCACGCCGGAGAAUGUGGGCAUUGCGCAGCAUGAGUUGCGGCUGCGGGUCAGCAACAACCCCUUUGAGGAUUACAGGUUCCUGCUGACGGGCGAGGGCUACCAGGAGGACGUCACCUUCGACCUGCUGCCCAACGACGCCCUGGACACGCUGCGGCUGCAGGACGGACCCGUGGGUCGGCCGACCCAGGCCGUCUUCGCGCUCCGCAACCACUCCACCACCAAGAACUUCCGCUUCCGCUGGCCUGCCACGGGCGCGCCCAGCUCCAGUCCCUACCUCACCUUCUCCCCAGCUGUAGGCCACCUGCUGGCAGGCAGCAGCAAGGACGUCACGCUGACCUUCUCCGCCAGCGUGCCCGUCAAGCUGCAGCCACACGAUGUCAAGGUGGCUCUGGCGCAGAUCAACCACGCCUCUGAGGCGCAGGUCAUUGACUGGGACGACCGCUCUGUUGUGGUGGACUACGGCCUCCCGCCGGGUCCUGACGGCCAGCCAGUCGCCAAGCCGGAGCCCGAGCCGCCGGUCACGGACGUCCCGGGCAGCAUCCGCGAGCUGCUGCUGCACGUGCACGCCACCGCCGACAACGCACGCUACACCUGCGACGCCGGACCCAUCGUGUUCAAGCCCACCAUGAUGUUCCAGACGCGCGCCUUCACCUUCCCGCUUGCCAACGCCAGCAGCGCGCGCAUGGACUACAAGUUCACGAUCAUGCAGGCGGACGGCAACAUGGCGGACACGUCGGGGCUGUACAGCGUGUCGCCCGAGGGCGGCGUUAUCGAGGCGGGCCAGGCGGCGCAAAUCACCGUCAAGUUCUCGCCCACGGAGGUUGAGGACUGCUCACGGGUGCUCACAUGCUACAUCCCGCACCUCGACGCCAGCUGCCAGCCGCUCGCACGGCCGCUCAGCGGACGCGUGUUGCGGCCUUGGGCGCAUUUCGAGCUGCCGGAUUCGGACUACAUGUCCAGCGGGCGCCGCAGUCCGGACAUGCCUGGACCGUCGGGUUCCAUCGAGCCCUUGGACCCCGCCACGCGUGUUCUGGAGGUGGAAUCCCUGGGCGUGCGCCUACGCAACACCAAGCGCUUCUUCGUGCUCAAUCCCACGGGCAUCUCAUACGAGUUCUUCUGGCAGCCGGUCAACAAGGCGCAGGAGGGCGGCGCGUUCUCAUGCAUCACCAAGCGCGGCGUGAUUGGCGGCGGCCGGCGCUUCGAGAUGGUGUUCGAGUACACGCCCGUGACGGAUACCGUGGUGGAGUCCUUCUGGACCUUCCGCAUUCCCGAACAGAACAUCGAGGUGCCGUUCCUGCUGGUUGGGUUGGUCAGCGAGCCGCGGGUGGUGCUGGACCGGCCGUCCAUCAACUUUGGGCAGAUCCUUAUUGGCUGCAAGGGCCACGCCACGCUCACCAUGCUCAACAACGAGCACCUGCCCUUCCAGUUUGCCUUCGACAAGAACUCCUACGACGCCACGGACGAGCUUAUCAAGGCAACAGGCUUGCGUCCCGUGUUGGAGCUGGAGCCCUCCAGCGGUGUGGUGCCCGCACAGGGCUCCGUUACCAUCUCCGCCACCUUCACACCCCGCCUGGAGCGCGACAUCAACUACAACGUGCAGUGCACCGUCAAGAACAAGCCCACACGGCUGGCGCUCAACGUCAAGGGCGAGGGCACCGCCAUCCACGAGGCGUUGCAGCUGGAGGACCCCGACGGAAGCACGGUGGUGCUGGCGCCACGGCAACCCAACGCUGUGGACUUUGGACAGGUCUUGAUCAACGAGCGCUGCGUGCGCGCUUUUGCGCUCGUCAACAGCGGCCAGGUCAACUUCAACUUUGUGUGGGACGUGGGCACCAACCCGCGCAUCAGCAUUAGCCCCGAGAGCGGCACGGUGCCGCGUGGCGAGCGGCUGGUGUGCGAGCUGGCGUACAACCCGCAUGGGCCGGACAAGCUGCGUGAUUGCAAGGUCACCUGCCAGAUCCUCAACGGCCCCAAGUACACCCUCCUGCUCAACGGUGUGGGCCACAAGCCGCGUCUCGACCUCUCCUGGUUCAACCACGACUUUGGGUUGCAGCCCGUCUGGCAGCCCGGCAUGGCUCCCGCUGUCCGGGCGCUGCGGCUACGCAACGACGACACGCAACCCAUCGCGGUGGACCCCCACUGGGACCCCCAGUCGCCAGCCGUUGCCGACUGGCAGGUCGACUGUACACCGCUGGUCCUGCAGCCCGGCGAGAGCCGCGAGUGGGUGGUCACCUUCAAGCCCCGCGCCGCCGCGCCCUGCACGCUGUCGCUCCCCCUGGAGAUCAACGGCCUAUACACGGUGCACGUGGAGGCCAAGGGCGAGGGCAGUCCGCUGCGCGUCGAGGUGGCCAAUCCGGCACACCGUGCCAUCAACUUCGGCCCGGUUUCGCAAGGCGGCACCGCCACGCGUGUCGUCCCGGUGGUCAACCGCGGCCGCACCACCGCCACCCUCAGCCUCGCGCCCAGCUUGGAGAUGCUGGCUCGAUGCAGCGUGGACGUCAUUCCAGCCCCCUCCUCGGAGCUGCUGCUGCGACCGCGUGAGUCCACGGACCUUACCUUUUUCUUCCGCCCGACCGCCCGCAUGCGUCCCUUCACGGAGGAGCUCCUGGUCAACCUGUGCGGCGUGCGAACCCCGCUGGCCACCCUCACCGGCGCCUGCCUGGGUACGGAGCUGCGUCUGGCAUCCGAUUCGCUUCCGUUCGGGCCCGUGGUGCUGGGCAGCCGAGCGGUGAAGCGGCUACAGUUGGAGAACACAGGCGAUGUGGGCACCAAGUUUGUAUGGGACACACGCGCGCUGGGGCCGCACUUCUCCAUCUUCCCUGCGGAUGGCUUCCUGGCGCCUGGGCAGGAUGUCAAGCUGGACGUGACGUUCCACCCGGCGGAGGUAAACCCUGAUAUCCGGGUGGAUAAGGUGCGGCUCAAGGUGGAGGGCGGCGCGGAUUCGACGCUCACGCUCACGGGUGCCUGCAUCGCCACCGCCGCGCAACCCGAGGUGGUGUCCUUUGCCUGCAACGUACGCGCCUCCGCACAGCAGACCAUCACCAUCACCAACUCCAGCAGCUCCGGCUGGACGUUGCGACCCGUGGUUCAGAACGAUUUCUUCUCCGGCCCGGAAUCCCUGUCGGUCGCGGCCAACAGCAAGGCCACCUACCCCAUCACCUUCAAGCCCCUCACCAUGUCCUCACCCGACCAGCCGCAUGAGGGCAGCGUCUUCUUCCCCAUCCCAGACGGCACUGGUCUGCUGUACCGACUCGUCGGCCGGGCAGAGGCGCCUGUUCCCGAGGGCCUUGUGGAGCGAGCCAUCCAGGCCAAGGCGCCUCACACGGAGGUGCUCAAGUGCCAUAACUGGCUGCACAAGCCGCAGCGCUUCAAGGUGAUUGUGGAGCGCAAGACGGGGGAUCGGUCCACGCAACUGGGCGCGCCCGAGUACAUUGACGUUCCGGCGCUGUCGUCCAAGGAGGUCAAGCUGAGCGUGUAUUCGUACACGGCGUCCACCACGAUGGCCACGGUGACGUUCAAGAACGAAGCCUCAGGCGAGUACCUCUUCUACGACCUCAAGCUGGUGGCCUCCCCGCCCGCACAGCGCGGUACGCUCUCCCUGGAGUGCCCUGUUCGCACGCAAACCACCACCAAGGUCUCCGUCAGCAACCCCCUGGCAGAGGACAUCACCAUCCGCGCCUCCGCCACCAACAAGCAGGUAGGCGUGCCCGCCUCCACACUUCUCCGCGCCGGCGCCACCACCGAGAUCGAGGUGCGCUACCGGCCUCUGGUGGUGGGCUCCAGCGAGGCGCUGCUGAAGCUGGAGUGCCCGGAGCUCGGGUUGUACGAAUGGGCGCUACGGCUGGCCGGCACGCCGACCAACCCGGAACGCAGCCUGGCGUUCAACGUGCCGCUGGGCAGUCGCGAGACGCAGGUCUUCCGCUUUACGCACUGGCUGGACGAGCGCGCGGACUACAAGGUCGCGUUCAAGUCGUCCGGCACGCAUGUGGCGACGGGCGGCGCGUUCACGGCAGCGGCUACGGUUUCCGCGCCGCCUGCUGUGGCUGGGCUUGCAGCGGGUGCGGAGGUGUCACUGGAGGUGCACUUUGAGCCGACGGCGGUGGGAGAGAACAUCCGGGAUACGCUGGUGGUAUCCUCGGCCACGGGCGGGGAGUACCAGUGCCCGUUGGUGGGCCGCUGCAUUCCGCCCAAGCCGCAAGGCCCGGUUGACGUCAGCAAGGGCACGGCGGUGCUGCCGUUCACCAACGUGUUCACGGCGGAUGCGGACUUCCAGCUUGCGGUGGAUAACCCGGCGUUUGUGGUGAAGAACAAUGAGCGUAUCGGGUCUAAGAAAUCGGCCAACAUCGCCAUUGCAUACAAGCCGCCGGAUCCCACCAAGCCCAGGACCGGCAAGCUCACAAUCUGCUGUCCCUCCCAGACGAACUGCCAGUGGGUGUACUACCUGCAGGCGUGAGGGGGCAGGGAAGGGGGCGGCAUGGUUGGGAUUGGCGUUGCGGGGGAUGGCAUAGGCGGAUGGCUGGUUGGCAUGCGCGUGAUCUGAUGCGUCCGUUGCGGCCUAAGAUGAGGUCCCAUGUGGUGAAAGGAUGCGGGGAGGUAGAUGUAAAGAGCCUAGUAAGACAGUGAGGGAUGGAGUAGGAGGUGACGGGCAACAUGGCAGUGCAUGCAAACGUGCGCUGGGGUAAGGGGUGCCACGGUUAGUAAGUGUUGUGGAUGAAGGCUGUUCUGACGUGACGGCAGGACGUGACGGAGGUUUCCGUUGCUAAGUGACUAACCGGAACUUGUUAUGGCAGGCGUGAUCUAUUCCUGUGAGCCGACGUUGACAGUAUGGUGAAGUCUUGGUGUUAGUGUGUACCCUUAGAUGCAUCGAGGAAAUAUCCUGUAUGCCAUGUGGUCUCAAACUAUGUUGACUCUUGGGGAAGGGACGCCGUUGCUAACGUGACUCGGACUAUGGGCAGCAGAUAUUAACACUCCUGGUGGCCUUGUGGUGGGCAGCAAAAAUGUCGCACGCGUGCGGUAUAUGGCGCCGUACUGGCGCUACGGUGGUGCCACAUUGUACAGCAAUCCUUAGCAUAGCGAUGCUUCUUAGGUGACGCUCAGUGGCAAUGCAGACCACGCAUUGCCGUCAAGUUACGGUAUGACAUAUUCACAUAUGGUCAUGUGCCUGGUGGUGUACAGUGCAUGGUGAGGCUUGACGCAUAACCCGUGAACUGGACUGCAACCGCAGCUGUGCUGCAGUCCUUUGGCGGAGGAAGGCUACUGCCCUUCUAUUGUAACUUGCAAAAAUGCCUGGG
Molecule: messenger RNA, 16572 nt
Organism: Astrephomene gubernaculifera
Lineage: Eukaryota; Viridiplantae; Chlorophyta; Chlorophyceae; Chlamydomonadales; Astrephomenaceae
Source: the annotation of a GenBank genome assembly